Molecule: messenger RNA, 2236 nt
Organism: Exaiptasia diaphana
Lineage: Eukaryota; Metazoa; Cnidaria; Anthozoa; Actiniaria; Aiptasiidae
Product: N-acetylneuraminate 9-O-acetyltransferase
Exons: 11
Coding region: 394-1707 (437 amino acids)
Source: RefSeq, a predicted model, not a curated record
UACUUUUUUCUUUAUGGCACAAUUUGUGGUCAUUCUUUUGUGCGUACCUACCUCCUCUCGGCCGCAGUCCCUGUUGGAAUCUAUUUCUUUUUUAUCAUUAUGGCUGCCUUUCUAUCUUGCCCAUUUUGACAGGAGUUCAGACUUUCAGUCAUAGUUUCAUAGAUAUCUAUCAUUGCAAGAUCAGCUGCUGUCUCACUUUGAUGCAAAGGCUUGGCUACCUGGGGAUUGGAAGUGCAAAAUGGAGUAUUAAUAAUCUCUUUAUUUCUAACAUUAUUCACCAUAUAAUGAAAUUUAUAUUUUCAAAACUAAAGUAUUUUACAAUGUUCAGGUGUUGAGGCCACUACCCCUGGGGGUCAUGCCAGCUCAUCUCUUCGUUGGAUAUACUCUGAUCAUAUGUACCCUGUCAUGAAGAACAUUGCUAUAUUUGGAGUUAUAAUGUUUUAUUUUUAUCUAUGUGACAGAACAAAUGUGUUUUUCAAGGAGCACAAGCAAUACAGUAACUUAGUUUUUGGAGUAAGCAUGUUAUCUURUCUAGCUUUUGGAGCAUAUACGUGGACACCAGCAGAGCAGGUAGUUGUACUGAAUCGAGAGCAGACAGAGGAAUGGAGAGGCUGGAUGCAGCUUGUAAUUUUGCUUUAUCACUACAUUGGUGCAAGCAAGGUACUGCCCAUCUACGUGUUCAUCCGCCUUCUCGUAGCAUCUUACUUGUUCAUGACGGGUUAUGGGCACUUUUCGUUCUUUUGGAAGAAAGGAGAAUACGGCCUGUUUAGGUUUUGUCAGGUAAUGACGCGAAUGAAUAUCUUCACAGUAGGACUGUGUCUGGUGAUGGGCCGUCCCUACCAGUUUUAUUACUUUGUACCACUCGUCUCGUUCUGGUUUGUUAUUGUUUAUGUCACCAUGGCUGUCUUCCCACACGUCACUGCAGCAUCAGUUAGAGAUGAUCCAAARCAAUACAUAUUUAUAUGGUUAAAAUUCUUCGUCUUAUUUGGUGUCAUAUAUGUUGUAUGGACUUCUCCGGUGCUGUGUGACUGGGUCUUCUCGCAAUGGGCUGUAAAAGAAUUAUUCAUUGAUGAAAAUGAUAGCGUAAGGGAAUGGAGAUUCAGGUCGUGGCUMGAUAGAUACAUUGUUUUAUAUGGUAUGAUAUUCGCGUUUGCAUAUAACACUGCAAAAGAAGUUCGAGUACUGGAUGAUACAAGUUUAAAAAGAUUGUUCAAUCCUACCCACACUACUGUWACUCUUUUCCUGUCUGCGUUAGCAUUAGUGGUUUACGUGAUUCAAGCAUUUACCUGUAGCAAUAAACCGUCCUGUAACGCUACUCAUUCUGUUGCUUCUUGUGUACCAAUAACUGCAUUCAUUCUUCUACGAAACGGUCCUUCAUUCCUUCGCGCUAAAUUCAGUCGUUUCUUCGCAUGGGUUGGGACGAUUUCUCUUGAGCUGUUCGUUGGUCAGUACCAUAUUUGGUUGGCUAAAGACACCAAGGGAGUACUGGUACUAAUACCUGGUCAACCUCUACUCAACGUCAUCGUCACUACAUUCGUUUUUGUAUGCAUAGCACACGAGGUGCACAAAGUUUCCGCUGUCCUAACCAAGGCCUUGAUAUCACGUGAUAUUACCACAAUGAUUCGUCGACUUUUCAUAUUUAUAAUAGCCUUGAUUAUCAUCUGGUGGCACAAAACACACCACACACUAAGACCUAGGUUGAAUUGAAAAGUAUAUCAGUUUUAUGAUAGAUAGUGUCAUCGCAAUGGCGUGCAGUCGAGUCGAAAAGCCGAGAGUUGACUUUUUAAAGUCUAGCUUGGUAGGGUAGCGAUGGGUAGCAGGCAGGUAUAGCGAAAUGAAAUCGAUACGGACUGCCACAGAAAAGAACUACUCGCUUAGUUUCGUAACGAGGUCCAAMUACGAAUUUAUAAAAGCGCAUAGCCAUUGGCGCAUUCUACAUGUUUCAGCCAAUCUGUGGGUUUCUUUGAAAAAGUAACUUAAAUAUUAAGGAUCUAUAAGUACGCAAAAUGCAUGAAUGCGAAAAUUGCGGAGAAAUACAGCGCAGAGCCUCUGAGCAAGGAAACCAUGGCAAUAUAUUGAAGAUGAAUUAAUCAAAAUGAUAACUAGUCACAGGAAGAACGUAUUUUUUUCUGAUGAAUAUCUCUUUGAAACGAUAUGUAUAUAUUAGGGAUUGAUAGAAAUUAAUAUGAUAAAUUAUUUUACAAAGAAAUACAAGGGUAUAAUAAAAUUAAAGAUU